This is a messenger RNA of Eleginops maclovinus (Patagonian blennie), 576 nucleotides long. RefSeq names its product spexin prohormone 2-like. The record is from RefSeq and is a predicted model, not a curated record. Gene Ontology annotation, molecular function: neuropeptide hormone activity. The transcript is spliced from 5 exons. The coding region runs from base 170 to 457 and encodes 95 amino acids. NCBI's taxonomy places the organism in Eukaryota, Metazoa, Chordata, Actinopteri, Perciformes, Eleginopidae.
CCUGUGUUUUUGUGCUGUUUUUGAGCCUCUAGUAAACAGGACUCCUGCCAGGCGCACAGGGGGAGGAUCGAACCCGCGGCUACAGGAUGGGGAUAAAAGAAGUCGGGAACAUCGGUGUGGAGAACACACACACACACAUGCUGGACCACACACUCACUCUGCAGCAGAUAUGGAGAGAAAAUCUACCGUUGUCUGGACGUGCACUUUAGUCCUUUCUCUGUUCCUGGAGUCCUGUCACACACAGAAGCUGAACGUCCACUGGGGGCCUCAGUCCAUGAUGUACCUGAAGGGCAAACAUGGCAGGAGGUUUGUGUCGGAGGAGGACAACAGUGUUCUGAAGCACAGUCUGCAGGGCUGGUACGCAGCGCUCAGAGGCAUCCAGAGGCUGCCGUCACCAGACUUCAGUAAAACCAGUCACAUCACAAGUCUAGAGAAGGUCCUGGUCCAUUACCUCUAGAGGAGAUGAGACUCACUGACGGUCACACACAGGAACAACACACACUCACACACUGUGUGACAGGCAGACACACAACCAGCACCUGACAGUCAUCAUGAAAAUUCUGGUUAUGUUGAUAU